CCCAAACAGGAAGUGGGUGGAUGAGCCUAAAUAGAAACUUCUGGGACUACUGAUGUGUGAAGCCAGUUGGUUGUGAGGUUCAAGGCAGGAACAAUGUCCAUCAUUCUCCUGGCUGUGGGUGUUUUUAUAGGAGCUGCUUUUAUUUACCAUCAUAUUGUGGUGAAGGGGAAGAAAUGCACAAGCAAAGCAGAGUUGCAUGGGAAAACUGUGAUUGUGACUGGCAGCAACACGGGCAUCGGGAGGACCACAGCCAUCAAUUUGGCUAGAAGAGGAGCCCGAGUCAUUCUGGCCUGUCGUUGUAAGCAGAGAGGAGAGGCCGCUCAGGAAGACAUAAGACGGGAGAGUGGCAGUAAUCAGGUGGUGUUCAUGCAGCUGGACCUGGGGAGUCUUGAGUCAGUUCGCAGCUUUGCUGAAACCUUUCUGAAGUCUGAACCCAGACUGGACCUCCUGAUCAACAAUGCAGGAAUCUGCAUGCAGGGUCGAACCAAGGAUGGAUUUGGGCUAAUGUUUGGUGUCAACCAUCUUGGUCAUUUCCUGUUAACUAACUUGCUGCUGGAGCGACUGAAGGAGAGCGCACCCAGCAGGAUAGUAAAUGUUUCAUCCAUGGCACACAACUUUGGAAAAAUUGAUUUCGACAGCCUGAACACCCACAAAUGUCUGGGACUUGGGACAUCGUCUGUGCGGGUUUUCCAGAUUUACUGUGAUAGUAAGCUGUGCAACGUUCUCUUCAACCAUGAGCUGGCCAAGAGACUGCAGGGAACCAGGGUGACCUGCUAUGCCCUCCACCCAGGUGCCAUCAGCUCUGAGCUGGGCAGGAACACAAGCUCACUUUUACAUGUACUUCUGAAGCCCGUGACUGUACUCUUCUUCAAGAACACUGUCCAGGGAUGCCAGACCACCCUGCACUGUGCCCUGCAGGAGGGCAUCGAGCCGCUCAGUGGACGCUACUUCUCCAACUGCACUGUGAGAGAACUCUUCGCUAAAGCCAAGGAUGAUGCUGCAGCCAAAAAGCUGUGGGAGAUCAGUGAAAGACUCUGUGGCCUUGUGUAAAAAUGUUUUUUAAAAAUCCAGAUUUUUGGGUGUCAGGGCAUUGCUGCGGAUCCUGCCUGACUGAAAUCUUCAUAUCAAGAUGAAAAAUGUCAUGUAGAGGUGAGAUUGGAUAAAUGUUUCAAUGUCCAUCAUAACAGAACAAAAGGAAGAGCUGAUCUGAAGCCACGGACGGUCUUUCUAAGCCUUAUUGAUGUUGACUUAACCAGGAAACACCUGCUCCACGUGCAAUGUGUAAUAACAUGUAAUAAACAACCAGACGUCUG
Molecule: messenger RNA, 1313 nt
Organism: Nothobranchius furzeri (turquoise killifish)
Lineage: Eukaryota; Metazoa; Chordata; Actinopteri; Cyprinodontiformes; Nothobranchiidae
Product: dehydrogenase/reductase SDR family member 13
Source: RefSeq, a predicted model, not a curated record